Messenger RNA from Triticum aestivum (bread wheat), 1373 nucleotides. Its product is annotated as F-box protein At5g49610-like. Lineage: Eukaryota; Viridiplantae; Streptophyta; Magnoliopsida; Poales; Poaceae. The transcript has a single exon. The record is from RefSeq and is a predicted model, not a curated record. The coding region runs from base 129 to 1229 and encodes 366 amino acids. Gene Ontology annotation, molecular function: protein binding.
UCUUGAUCUGCUCCUGGGACGGGGAUCGGCAGCCGGGAGCCACCUAGCCGGCGGCGUGCCUCUGCCGCCACAAACCCUUCUUGCUCCUGCUCCUCGGACGGGGAUCGGCAGGCUCCUAGCCAGCGACCAUGGCGGAGGCCGCAAGAUCAGUAUCGGCGCGUGCCAAUCGCGGGCUCCCAUACGAGAUCGUGAUCUGGGAGAUCCUCGUCCGCCUGCCCCCCAAAGCUCUCCUCCGCUGCCGCGCUGUCUGUCGCGCCUGGCACCACGCCACCUCCGCACAUGACUUCCUCCUCGCCCACCAUGCCCACCAGCCCGUGCUCCCCGUCGCCUUCAGCCGCGAUGUUGGCUACCCAAGCAUCGUAACCUUCGACCACCGGGCCGCCGACGCCCAGCUCCAACGCGUGACCCGGCUUGAGAAUAGGGUCUGUGGCCUGUAUUACUCCUGUGACGGUCUCCUCCUCCUCUGUUCCCAUGACACAACCGGCACCUACUUCUGUAUCUGCAACCCGGCCACUCGCCAGUCGGCUCGCCUGCCAAUUGUUUCUGGCUACGUCAUCUUGGGAAUGUACAGGCACCAUCCUACUGGUGAGUACCGAGUACUGAUGUAUCUUGAAAAUCAGGAAAUCAACGGCAAGGAUGCCUGCUACAUCUUCACAUUGGGCUCCGUCCAAGUCCAACCACCGAGGAACAUCGGGUGGCAGCCGGAGGCGAAGGAAGUGUAUUGCAGCAGUGGGCAACCUGUCUUAUUACGUGGCAGCCUGCAUUGCCCCUCAGAGCAACGUGAGAUUGGAAGCAACAAUAUCGUGGUUUUUGACACCUCAACCGAAUUGUUCCGGCAGAUGCGCGCUCCAGUUGCUCCAGUUGCCCCUCGCUACAAUGCGCUGUUUGAGAUGGAUCGUGUGCUCGGCAUGUACAUAUGUAGUGAUGGUGUAACUAUCAUUGAUAUCUGGAUGUUGCUGGACUAUGAAAACGAGGUCUGGACCUUCAAGUGCAAGAUUGCAUUGCCGGUUACUGAGAUCAACAUGAUGUGUGGAAUGCUUGAAGGUUCUAGGUAUGCAGUGGUCGUGCCUGGAAAUGGUGAGUUGCUCGUGCUGGUCAAAUUUGCGGGGUGGCUACUUCAGGUUGACAUGGAUGGCAAGUUGGUUGCCACUUUCCAUCGCAAGGAAGUGUUUCCUACUCAAUUGCAGCUCAAACAAACUCUUGUUCCACAUGCUUUUUUCCAACACUAGACGGUAAUUUUGUGAAUGUUCCGUUUUUAAUCUGAAGGCUGCGAUAUGUGUGAUUUGAAUCACAUCGACUAUAUGCCGGAGCUUCUUAGCACCGCCACCUAGAUGGUUGUAUCCUCAUGAGCUGCAAUAUGUAUGAUUUGAAUC